Molecule: messenger RNA, 3544 nt
Organism: Corythoichthys intestinalis (scribbled pipefish)
Lineage: Eukaryota; Metazoa; Chordata; Actinopteri; Syngnathiformes; Syngnathidae
Gene: nt5c2b
Product: 5'-nucleotidase, cytosolic IIb
Exons: 18
Coding region: 207-1892 (561 amino acids)
Molecular function (GO): 5'-nucleotidase activity
Source: RefSeq, a predicted model, not a curated record
GCAUGCAGGAAAAGAGAGAGGCAGAGGGUGAGAGUGGCAGUGCCGAAAACAGAGGACAGAGAAUCAGCGACUGUAGUGCAUAAAUUCGGGGUCUGACUGCGGUUCACUACGCAACCUUUCUUUCUUCGAGUUGUUCAAGGCGCAUGCUCAGAUUUAGUGGCAGUGCAGUUGUUUGACACAGGAGCAUAUAUCAGUGAAGCCUAAAGAUGACUACUUCAUGGAGUGACCGACUUCAGAAUUACGCAGACCUUCCUGCCAACAUGGACAGAAUGACAAUGAAAAAAUACAGACGAGAGCCCUACCAUAGAGUGUUUGUCAACAGAAGCUUGGCAAUGGAGAAGAUUAAGUGCUUUGGCUUUGAUAUGGAUUACACUUUGGCAGUGUAUAAAUCACCAGAAUAUGAGUCGCUUGGAUUUGAGCUGACAGUGGAGCGUCUGGUUUCCAUCGGUUAUCCCCAGGAGCUGUUCAGCUUCGUCUACGAUCCAUCCUUUCCUACCAGGGGCCUUGUUUUUGACACCAUGUAUGGGAACCUGUUGAAGGUUGACGCCUACGGUAAUAUUCUGGUCUGCGUCCACGGAUUCAACUUCCUCAGAGGCCCCGAGAUCCGUGAGCGCUACCCAAACAAGUUCAUCCAAAGGGAUGAUACUGAGCGCUUUUAUAUUCUUAACACACUCUUUAACCUGCCGGAGACGUACCUCUUUGCAUGUUUAGUGGAUUUCUUCUCCAACUGUGAUAGAUACACAAGCUGCGAGACUGGCUUUAAGGACGGUGACCUUUUCAUGUCUUACAAGAGCAUGUUCCAGGAUGUCCGCGAUGCGGUUGACUGGGUCCACUUUAAGGGAACAUUAAAGGAGAAAACUGUGGAAAACCUCGAGAAGUAUGUUGUGAAAGAUGGAAAGUUGCCUCUCCUGCUCAGCCGGAUGAAUGAAGUUGCCAAAGUGUUUUUGGCUACCAACAGUGAUUACAAGUACACUGAUAAAAUCAUGACCUACCUGUUUGACUUCCCGCAUGGUCCAAAGCCUGGUACUUCACACAGACCAUGGCAGUCUUACUUUGACCUCAUCUUAGUGGAUGCCAGAAAGCCGCUGUUCUUCGGUGAAGGGACGGUCCUUCGACAAGUGGACACGACCACAGGUCGACUCAAGAUUGGCACCUACACAGGACCCCUGCAGCAUGGAAUCGUCUACUCCGGAGGCUCCUCAGACAUUGUGUGCGACUUGCUCGGGGCCAAAGGCAAGGAUAUUGUGUACAUUGGAGACCAUAUUUUUGGAGACAUACUCAAGUCCAAGAAACGCCAAGGGUGGAGGACGUUCCUAGUUAUUCCUGAACUCGCCCAAGAGCUGCACGUGUGGACCGACAAGAGUUCUUUGUUUGAGGAACUGCAAGGUCUGGACAUUUUCUUGGCAGAACUAUACAAGCAUCUGGACAGCAGCAGCAACGAAAGGCCUGAUAUCAGCACUAUUCAGAGAAGAGUCAAGAAAGUCACCCAUGACAUGGACAUGUGCUACGGCAUGAUGGGCAGCCUUUUCCGCAGCGGCUCCAGGCAGACUCUGUUUGCCUCCCAAGUGAUGCGAUACGCAGAUCUCUACGCAGCUUCCUUCAUCAACCUGCUCUAUUAUCCGUUCAGCUACCUCUUCAGAGCUGCACAUGUACUUAUGCCCCACGAGUCGACGGUGGAGCACACGCACGUGGACAUUGCCGCAGAGUCGCCGAUGGCCACACGCAACCGCAACCACUGUAGCGACUGCAAAGAACUGGAAUGCAAACGCAACCAGUUGACCCGCUCAUUCAGUGAGAUCAAGCCUCCCAACCUGUUCCCUCAGACACCGCAGGAGAUCACCCACUGCCACGAUGAAGAUGAUGAUGAGGAGGAGGAAGAAGAAGAGGAGUAAAAAUGGAAAAACUCCUUUUAGCCAUGUAGAGGAUACUAGUUUGAGGCUAAAUGGAAAAUCAUUCGCUGUAUGUGUGUGAGUGAGAGACAAAACUGAGUAUAUACUGUAUGGGUGUGUCAAUACACGACAUUUAGAAUAAAAGUGUGACAGAACAGCAGACAAAUUGGAUCACGGGACCGUCAGGCGGAUUCACGCAUGAUGGCUCCUUAAAAACAAAACAUUUGUAUUUUUUUUCCAAUCGAUUUGAUUUGAAUUUUCGGUCCUUGUCAGUAGAUUGAAGACACUCCUCUCCACUGAGGUUUAGUGACCUUUUCAGGCCAUACUGUAAGCUGGCUUGAACCAUGAUAUGGUAUACACAAAACAAUGACGUGAAUGUUACGUGUCAAGUGUCAAUCACUUGAACCGUAAUGACUUUAUUUUUCUUCUAAGCAAAAUGGGAACAGUGUGCUUUAUGUUGGUUUGGUUUUUUGUUGUUGUUGACAUUUUUGCCAUCUGGUUUCUGCGGCUCACGCAGAUUUGACCUUACUAAACUGAAAAAAGGCCUAAUAGUUUCUCUGUCAAAUGGUUACCAAGCAACAAUGAGGACACUACUGUAUUACAUGCGGAUAGUCGCCAUGAAAACAGUGGAGUGCCGCUUCUGUAAAUAGCUGUCCAGUGUAAAACGACUGAAGAAGCACAGGAGCAGUAUUUUUUCAUAGGAAAAUAAAACAUAAAUGUUACAUUUAUUUUUUUGACAGUUCGGUGAAGUGUGAAGUUUGUCACUCUGUCACUUAAGUAUCCAUAUGCAAAGGGCAUGCAAAGCGUUCUGGGAUUUCUAAAGCUGACGGUAGUGAUGCAGAGCCCAAAUUUUAAAUUGAAGUACUGGAAAAGUUGAACUUGUUUUCCUUCUUUUUGUUGACUUUACAGCUGCUUGCCUCUUUUGUUCCAGACACGCAAUGUUUGCCAAUACAGCGUAACUGUUAAAAGCUAUCUCAUUUCCAUCUUUUUUUUAUUUAUUACAAUAGGUGGGGUUUGUUUUCUUUUUACAAAUGGAAGAUUUGUAUUUUCUAAUCUGUCUUUAACAUUACACGGAAGUACAGUAUUUGUAAAAGCAAAGGGUGGCAGUUGUGUAACUUCAACAUAUGCUCGUGAAAAAGUAAGAGCUCGCUCAUUUUUAAAGUGUAUGUUGACUGUAAGCAUUUUAAGAAUGUGUUCACUGUGGUUUACACAACAAAAUUGUUAACCCAUGCUGGAACUGAAGAAAAAAAGAAAAUAUGAAGAAUACAUUAAAAUCUAACUAAAUGUUAUCAACAAAUUUGGGGUUAUUAUUUUUCUAAACUAGUGUUUUAAAGGGUCUCUGUUUACAUAAUUGUAAAUGGAAUGUUGUAUUACUGCCUCUUGUUCAUUGUUAACCACAACAUACGCGGGCUAUUGGUAAUUAGUUGACUCAAGCCAAUUGUUGAAUUGAGAUGUUGUUAUUCUUCUGUCACAUUGCCCUGAAUGCAUCCUUGUUUGCAGUGUGUCUUCAGUGGUAACAUUUUCUAAACCAUGGUUGUCUUUCAUUUUCUAUGCAUAACAUGUUAUGUUCAUCUUUCCUUUAUAACCAGAUGUACCUGGAGUUUGUACACUGAAGGAAAUGACUUACAAAUGUACAAUAAAGAUAGUUUUUCAUA